UAUUAGAUCUCUUUUAUGUCAAAUGUAAUUAACCUUGAUUUUACUAUUGUGUGUUUUAGAAAUUUCAAAUUUUACAUUAACAGACCUUAACCAGACAGUAAUAAUUUGUUUAAAAUAUAACAACUAACUUAAUUGUGAUCGAGAUUAAUAAUUAUCAAUAAAUAAGAUAAAAAAUACUAGAAUUUAAAUAUAAUGUAAACUACUUCAGAUAUAACAACAUUAAUAUAAUUAACGUUGCUAUAAGUUUAUAUUUAAAAAUAUACAUUAUUCUAAACCAAUGGACGAACAAAAAAUUUAUAAUGAAAUCCUGUCGCCUUCAACAACUUGGAAAUUUUGGACACAAAGGCGAUAUAUUUUAGCUAUCCUAGUUUUUUUCGGAUAUUUGAAUAUAUAUUCUUUACGAGUUAACUUAAGUAUUGGUAUUGUGGUUAUGACACAAGACAGAUAUGUAUUAUUACCAAAUGGCACUGAACAAAACAUAGGUCCAGAAUUCACAUGGAAUAACGAAAUUCAAGGCUAUUUAUUAAGUUCGUUUUUCUAUGGAUAUUUAAUGACUCAAAUACUUGGAGGAUUCCUUUCCAAGAGGUUUGGAGGAAAGUUAAUCUUUGGAGGAGGUGUUGCAGGGGCUGCUUUCUUUACUUUGCUUAGCCCGCUCUUUGCAACCAUAAAUGUGUAUCUUCUUUUGGCUGCAAGAAUUUUCAUGGGAAUAUUUGAGGGUGUGACGUAUUCUAGUUUGUUCUCUAUGUGGGCUAAGUGGAUUCCUCCCAGUGAAAGGAGCAGGUUUACUAGUCAAGCAAAUUCAGGCAGUUAUACUGGAGCAGUUUUUGCUAUGAUGUUUUAUGCUUAUUUAGCUGACGCCAGUGGUUGGAGGAGUGUGUUUUACUUUUCAGGUGGGCUGGCAUUAGUUUGGUACAUGCUAUGGGUUUUGCUAAUACAAGAGUCUCCAGAAACAGACAAGUGGAUAUCAAACUUCGAACUACAAUACAUUCAGCAAGCCUUAAAGGAGUCAAAGCCCACCAAAUCCGUUUCAGUACCAUGGAAACAUGUUUUAACAUCUAAAGCUGUGUGGGCAUUACAGGUAGCAGUAUUUUGCGAAACUUGGGGAUUUUAUACUUUGCUUACCCUCCUACCAAAGUAUUUCAAAGAUGUGUUUAACUUCGACAUUUCAAAAUCAGGAAUACUUUCUGCAUUGCCCUACAUAUUUAUAGCCAUAAUGAUGCAAGUUACAGGUCAACUGGCAGACAGGGUUGUUCAAAAGAAACUUCUAAGCAUAACCUGGGCAAGAAAAACGUUUAUGGCUAUUGGGUUUUUGUCGCAGACGUGUUUUAUGUUGGGUGCAGCCUUUUGGGGAGAAGCUUCUGGAACUGUGUUUUGUUUAGUAUUUGCUGUAGGAAUGGGCUCCUUUGCUAUAGCUAUUAUAAGUGUAAAUGCCUUGGAUAUCGCUCCAGUAAAUGCAAGCAUCCUAUUCGGAAUCGUAAAUACAUAUGGCACCAUUCCUGAAUUAUAA
Molecule: messenger RNA, 1507 nt
Organism: Sitophilus oryzae (rice weevil)
Lineage: Eukaryota; Metazoa; Arthropoda; Insecta; Coleoptera; Curculionidae
Product: sialin-like
Exons: 7
Coding region: 278-1507 (409 amino acids)
Biological process (GO): transmembrane transport; monoatomic anion transport
Cellular component (GO): plasma membrane
Molecular function (GO): transmembrane transporter activity
Source: RefSeq, a predicted model, not a curated record